Messenger RNA from Tripterygium wilfordii, 1811 nucleotides. Its product is annotated as pentatricopeptide repeat-containing protein At5g15300. The record is from RefSeq and is a predicted model, not a curated record. The transcript has 2 exons. Gene Ontology annotation, biological process: RNA modification. Lineage: Eukaryota; Viridiplantae; Streptophyta; Magnoliopsida; Celastrales; Celastraceae. The coding region runs from base 18 to 1658 and encodes 546 amino acids. Gene Ontology annotation, molecular function: protein binding; RNA binding.
AGUAAAAACUACUUGUCAUGAUAAAAAAGAGGCAAGGCCAAGAAGAUGCCAACUGCCGGCAACGGUCAAGCUUAUGGAGAAACUGCAAAAACCUCCGCUCACUGAAGCAAAUUCACGCUUCCCUCGUCGUUAAUGGCUUCAACUCCAGUUAUUCAGCCUUGAGAGAGCUCAUUUUCAGUGCUGCGAUUGAUCUUCCAGGCACCAUUUAUUAUGCGCACCAACUGUUCGUUGAAAUAGCUGAGCCAGACACAUUCAUGUGGAACACCAUGAUUAGAGGCUCAGCUCAGAGCCAAAGCCCUUGGAAGGCCGUUUCUCUCUAUUCCCAGAUGGAGAAUCGCCGCCAGAUGAAGCCGGACAAUUUUACUUUUGCAUUCUUACUCAAAGCAUGCACCAGGCUUUCUUGGAGAAACAUUGGUUUGGGAAUUCAUGGGAGGGUGACGAGAUAUGGGUUUGAAGCGGAUACAUUCGUAAGGAAUACGCUUAUCUAUUUUCAUGCAAAUUGUGGAGAUUUGGAUGUGGCGACUGCACUCUUUGCUGAUUCUGCGAAGAGGGAUGUCAUUCCUUGGUCUGCUUUGACUGCGGGAUAUGCAAGGAGAGGUGAAUUGGGUUUAGCAAGGAAGCUUUUCAAUGAAAUGCCAAUGAAGGACCUGGUUUCUUGGAAUGUGAUGAUUACGGCAUAUGUAAAGCAGGGGGAGAUGGGAAGUGCGAGGGAGCUAUUUGAUAACAUUCCAGAAAGGGAUGUUGUGACUUGGAAUGCGAUGAUUGCAGGAUACGUAAGUUGUGGGUCUUGUGAACUAGCGUUGGAGAUGUUUGAGGAGAUGAGAAGGGUUGGACAGCAGCCGGAUCAGGUGACAAUGUUGAGUCUAUUGUCUGCAUGCGCAGACUUGGGAGAUUUGGAUGUUGGGAGGAAAAUACAUUUUGCCCUUUUGGAGAUUUCUUCUGGAGAUUUUAGCAUUUUGCUUGGUAAUGCACUUAUAGACAUGUAUGCUAAGUGUGGAAGCAUUAGCCAAGCAAUGGAAGUUUUCCAUGAGAUGGCAGAGAAAGAUGUGUCUACAUGGAAUUCAGCUAUAGGAGGGCUGGCUUUCCAUGGGCAUGCAGAGGACUCAUUGAGUCUUUUUACUAAGAUGCAAAUAUCCAAAACCAUGCCUAAUGAGAUUACUUUUGUUGCGGUCUUGGUUGCUUGCAGUCAUACUGGUCAAGUUGAGGAGGGGCGUAGAUAUUUCAAACAGAUGAGAGAUGGAUACAAUAUUGAGCCAAAUAUAAAGCAUUACGGGUGUAUGGUGGACAUGCUAGGGCGUGCUGGGCUAUUAAAUGAAGCAUUCGAGAUGAUAGACUCAAUGGAUAUUGAGUCCAAUGCCAUUAUUUGGAGAACUCUUCUCGGGGCUUGUAGAAUACAUGGAAAUGUUGAGUUGGGGAGGCUGGCAAAUGAGAGACUACUUAAUAUGAGAAGAGAUGAGAGUGGAGACUAUGUAUUGCUUUCCAACAUAUAUGCUUCCCAAUCUGAGUGGCAUGGGGUUGAGAAGGUGAGAAAGCUGAUGGAUGACAGCGGGGUGAGGAAAGGUCCUGGCUGCAGUCUGGUAGAGGCGGAUGAAAAAGCUCUCAUGCAUUUCCUGUUUGAGUCGAAACCCAAGAAAAAUGCAAGAAACCAUGCAUCUUAGAGCGGCAAAUAGUAUCAACGUCGAGAAAGGGCCACAGCAGACAAGAAGAUUAGCAGUAUGAGAGCAAAAGCUCCUACAAAGGAUCCAAUCAGAGAGCCAGAGGUGCGCUCGCAGAACGAGUUAAAUUGCUGACAGAUGGCAAACCAAUUUGCC